CGCACACACACCACACACCACACAGGCACAACACGCGCAGUACACACCAGCAAGCCCAGCCCACGGACCACUGCUCUGCUGUCCUUCCUGUCUGUCAAGAAGAUCGGUAGUACAAAACACCACCGCCUGCGUACCCCCCGCCCUCACCAUCAACACCACCAGCCCCAUCACUCCCCUGCCUCUGCCUCUGCUGCUGUUGCUGUUGCUGAUGCACUUGCUGCUGUAGCUGUUCUUGUGGGUAGUGCUGGGGCCCCCAAUACCCCGGACCAGCAGCACCAGCUGAGGAGGACGGAUCAGCACCUGCCCCUGGCCCCUCCCUGCCGUCAUCUGCUGCUGCAGGUGCUGGAGCCUGCCCCUCCCCUCCCACCCAAUGGUGGUGGUGAUGAUGAUGAUGCCCAUGUGCCGUCUGGUCGUGAGCAGCUGACGGACUGGCUACCGACUGCUGAGGAGGGUAGCCAGGCAUGAAGGGGUCGUUGGCAACAGCUGCUGCUGCUGCUGCUGCUGGUGGCGGCAUGCCGUUGUGGGCCACUGGCAGCACCCCAAAGGGAGGCAUCGGCACCGAACCUGCUGACGGGGGCACAGGUAUCUGCUGCUGCUGCUGCUGGUGGUGCUGCUGGUUCAUCUCGCCAUGACGAACCUUCGGCGACGCUGACAUGUUAGGAAUCUGCCGACUUCGGUUUCGGGAGCCCGUUGCCGAACCACCCCCAGUAGCAGCAGCAGCAGCGCCGUAGUUGUGUGGACUGGAGCUGCCCUGGGACGCCGCCGAGGCCGAAGCGCCGCCAGGUUGCUCCUGCGCGUCGCUGUCCGACGGAAGGAACGGCGGGCUGCCCUGACCAAACGGCACUCCGACCCCAAUCGCGCCGCCGCCGUGUGCCGCAGCGGGAUGAUACUGAUACUGAUACUGCUGCUGGUGUUGGUGUUGGUGUUGGUGAUGAUGGGGGACGGCAGCUGCGUAGGCACCACCCCAUGGAUUCAUGUGCGCAGCGGGGGGCUGGAACAUGGUGGGAACCAUCCGUGGGCUGCCUGCCGCUGCUUGUGGUGCCGGCUGGUCACCCACCCCUCCCGGAACGCCCCAGAAUGGCACCGGCGGCCCGCCGUUUGUCUUGGCGUCUGGGAAUCCAUCCUGGGCGGGGCUGGCAUGCUGCACAGGCCGGUAGGGGUGUGUUGGCGGGGAUGCAUCGAGUGACGGCGAGGGAGAGGGCGACGGCGACGCAGGUGCCGCUCCCACCGGCCGAUACUGCCCUUGCGGCAUCAGGGGCGGCAUCCCGUAGUGCCCAGCCGCAGGCGCGAACGCUCCCGCCAGAGGAUGGAACUGCCCCCCCAUCGCCCCCAUACCAGCAGCCCCACCGUGGUGCAUCGGCAUCACGCCGUUCAGCUCCCCAGCCUCGUGCGCCACCCCCUGCUGUGGCGCCUCGUCGCUGCCAUUGCCAUUGAGAGCCGCCGCGGCCUUGGGCAGUGGAGGCUGGAGGGGGGGAAGAUCUGGAAUCGGCGGCCCAUUGGCGUAGGGAUGGUGGAAAUGGGCGUAGUGCGGGUUGACGGCCUGUCUCAUCGCUGGCAUCGGUGGCGUGGGCAGCGGCAGGUGCGGGGCGGGCACGGCAGAGGGGUGUGGAGGGUGGGGAUUGGGGUGGGGCGGGGGCGCCACGGCCGAGCGUGACCGAAAGUGCUGCGCGAGGCCGUGCAGCAUCUCAUACUCGAGCGUGUCCUGCGGGCCGUCCCCCGAGCCGUCGACGCCCACAGCCUGUCCACAGGCCGAUGACGACUGUCCUCUCCCACCACAGAUGAGCGACAGGAGGUAGUGAGGGUCCCUUUGGCGCUCUCGCUCCUCCUCGGCGUCCUUCUGCCGCUGGGCUGUCAGCUCGUGCUCACGCGCACUCUCGAAGUGCAGGUCGCGAUUAAGCUCAGCCGUGCGGGCCUUCUCGGCCUCAAUCAGCCGGUCGAGCUCUUCCUGCUCGGCCUGGAUGCGCGCCUCCUCCUCCCUGACCGCCUCAAUCUCCUUGUCGAUACCGUCGACCGCCACGGCGAUGUCGCCCCCGGCCCGCUCCUCCCUCUCCUUGUCGUCACGCAGCCGCGCCAUCUCGGCCGCGUCGUCCAGCUCGCGCACCUCCCUCGCCAGCUCGAUACUGAGGGCCUCUUGCCGCCAUCUUGUCAGAUCGUCAUGGUCGUGCAGCUUCUGGUUCUCAUGCGCGUGGAUGAGCAGCGCCAGCUCAACCUCCAUUGCCGCGACCUCGGCCGUCACAACAGCCAGCCGCGCCCUGUUGCUCUCGUACUCGGCGGCGGGAGGGAUGGCUGGCUCGGGCGACGGGAAGCCUUCAUAGCCCUCCCUCUCUGCUGCGGCGGCUGCCGCCGCCGCCUCGUCCUCGACGUCGUCGAGCAGCUGCAUCUCCUCGGGGUCCACUUCUGUCAUGAUCUCGUCAUCCUGAUUAUUGACGUUGUUGGCAGCUCCACCGUCGCCGCCCUGCUGCUGGUGCUGCUGCUGAUGCUGCUGGUGCAGACCCUCGUUGUUGACAAGGCAGUUGUCUCCGGGAUUGUGGUCGCCGUCACCAUCGCCUUGACUGCCAUCGCCAGGCUGAGGGAAGGGGUGUGAGGGCAUGUUGUUGUCAUUGUCACGAUCAUUGUCAUGAUCAUGGUCAACGUCGAUGUCGAGCAUGUCGUCCUCUGUGUUGGGCUGUAGGUGUGGUAUGAUGCUGUUGUGUGGGAGGUGGCUCAUCAUGUGGGGCUGCGGGAGGUGGGGGGUCGUCUGGGUGUUGUGCGUCGGAGUCAGCGUCUGCGCUUCGUUCCCAGUCAACUCUUCAGCCUCACAACCAAGCGCACCGGUCAUCUCCUGUGGACACACGCACAGAGAGAGAGAGAGAGAGUCAGACAAUACAGAAGACACACACACACACACAGGCAGGGAGGCAGACUGUCUCAUGAGCUGUCUAUCCCUCAACUGACCUAGCCCAUUCCAGCCUGGCGCCAGAACGGACAUCACAACUUCUUCUCACACACCCUGCCUGUCUGCCUGCCUGGGUGUCUGUCUUUCAUCGUUCGAGGCUUGUGCGCUACGUGUCUGUGUGCGUGUGUGCGUGGCCUCUUUGCUCACCGCGCGGGGAGGACGACCCCCACGGAGAAAUCCUCUAUCCUUCGCGACCCGAAACGCCGAAUCUUCAAAGAGCAAGCCCUCACCGCUUGACGAUGGUCACGCCAUCAUGCACGUGUGAUGCACUCACACGUCCGUCUUUCAUCGGAACGUCUGCAGCUCGCGCCCAGUUGAGCGAGCUCGCCUUUGUCUUCUUCGGCGUCUUCGGCGUGGUCUCUUCUUCGACGUGGAAGGGUGUAUUGGAGAUCUGGGCUUCAGCAGCAAGGGUACAACACAGCAGCCGCUGCAU
Messenger RNA from Vitrella brassicaformis, 3368 nucleotides. NCBI's taxonomy places the organism in Eukaryota, Vitrellaceae. The record is from the annotation of a GenBank genome assembly.